AUGUCACGUGGCCUCCAAAUAUAUAUUUGCCUAUUUAUACACAAGUACUUGUAAUUUUCUCUCAACAAAAUCUUCGAAAAGUUAAAUCCAAUGGCAACCCCAGCACAGUUGCUCCUCUCUUUCUUCCUCCUCCUCUCCUUCUCCUCCAUCGCUCUUUCCGACGAUGAAGAUUGCGUCUACUCGGUUUACAUUCGAACAGGCUCCAUCUUCAAAGGCGGAACCGACUCCAUCAUCAGCCUCAGACUCUACGAUCUCUACGGCGAGUUCAUUGAGAUCGCCAACCUGGAAGCUUGGGGUGGGUUAAUGGGGCCAGGACACAACUAUUUCGAGAGGGGCAAUUUGGACAUUUUCUCGGGUAGGGGACCUUGCUUGGUUGCUCCUGUAUGCGCCAUGAACUUAACCUCCGAUGGCUCGGGUUCACACCAUGGAUGGUACUGUAACUACGUGGAAGUCACCAUGACUGGCGUCCACACCCCCUGUAGCCAGCAGCAGUUUACGGUGGAGCAAUGGUUGGCGCUUGACACCUCCCCGUAUGAGCUCACUGCCAUCAGGAACUACUGUCCUUCGGCGUUUGGUGCUGAUCGGCGUGAUCAGAAGUCUAGCUCUACAAUGUGAUGAGGCUUGUAUUUAAUUAAUAUAAUAAUAAUUAUGACGAUUAUGAUGAUUAUGUUAUGUUGAUGAAAGGAGUUAUGGUUUUGUCUGAGGCUCUGAGUGGCAGUUUAGUCGUGUAAUGUUGUCGUGUUUUGGGAAAUUUUGGAUCAAUGUAAAGCUGUAUUUACCGUGCUACUGUUGUCGGUGGAGCUUAUUACAAAAGGUUAUGAUUACCUUUUCAUAGGCCUCGUGGCAACAUUUAAUGCCCAUUAAAUAAAUAAAUACUCCAUAAGCAUAUUCAUGUAA
Theobroma umbraticum is the source of this 897-nucleotide messenger RNA. Its product is annotated as PLAT domain-containing protein 3-like. Gene Ontology annotation, molecular function: protein binding. Lineage: Eukaryota; Viridiplantae; Streptophyta; Magnoliopsida; Malvales; Malvaceae. The record is from RefSeq and is a predicted model, not a curated record.